Molecule: messenger RNA, 1147 nt
Organism: Blepharisma stoltei
Lineage: Eukaryota; Ciliophora; Heterotrichea; Heterotrichida; Blepharismidae
Source: the annotation of a GenBank genome assembly
AUGAAUAAAAUAAAUCCUGGACGAAAAAUCUUAGAUAUAAGGAUCGAUAUGGGAAACCAAAGUUAUUCUCACAUAAGAGUCCACGAAAAUGACGAGCCCGAUGAUUUAGCUUAUAAGUUCUGCUUAAUCCGAAAAAAGUAUUUUUUCACGGGAGGUUUAUUUUAAUAUAUAAAAGAAUAUUUUUUAGAUUCAAAAAAUCCUUUUUUAAAGAGAAAAUCUAAUUUAGAAAUUUUAUAUUUAAAUCUAAGCUACCUAAUUUGCUGAAGAUUUUAUAAUAGAGAUUUUCCUCAUAGUUUGAUUCACUAGCCAAGGGGAGUUAGAAAAUGAAUUAAAUAUUGACGAAUGCCAAUCUUUAAUAUCAAAAGCUAUAGAACAUCAAAUUGAUAUCCUUCUUGAUGAGGAAGAAAGAAGUAAUAAGCUACUCAAUACUAGCAAAUUAACUUCUGCCCAAACUUAUAAAAACGAAUUAAAUUUAGCCUCCCAUCACAAAUUUCAGAAUUAUUUCAAUAAUCUCAGACAAAAACAAGAAAAUUGUUCAAUAAAAGGCAGAUAUGAGCUGAGUUCUGAAAGGUCUCAGAAAAGUAUUGAAGAACAAGUGAAACAUUCCAUAAGGCAUUCUUCAUUGACGAAAUUUAAUAAAUUGCUUUACAAUAAAUCCCAGCCAAGAUAUGAUUAUUUAAUUUUUAUAAAAUUCAAUAAAAAACAGCAUAAUACCUAUGCACCAAGCUUUAAGCUUAACAAAACACAAAUGAUUAGACCAGCUUCCAACAGUCGUGAGAGAAAUGAAAAAAUUAUCGGAAAAAAUUCAGAAAAAAUAUUUAUCAGGAUGAAAAAGGACAGAUAUGUAAAAUUGUUUAGAUUAUUAAAUCCUGGUAAUCACUCAAGUUUGUUGUUUCUGUCUAAAAUUGAUUUUGAGCUAUUAACCAGCCAACUAAUUAAUAUUUUGAAGCCAUUGUGGGCAAAUUUAGAAGAAAAUGAAGGCGGCAUAGAUUAUGAAAUGUUCAGUAUAUUUAUGGAUGAUAUUUUAAUUUAUUUGACUCCUGGUGACAAAUCUUUAUUAUUUUCCCAGAUUGAAAAGCUAGCUAAAAAUCGAGAUUCUAGUAGCUUUAGUGCAAAUGCAAUGAAGAAGAAAUUUGAAUUAAUAUAA